UGAAAUCAGGUUCAUGAAGUCUGUUAUCACAGGCCGUGAGGACCAGCACUAUGAAGGGAAUACUAGAUUUAGGGGUGGGAAGACCCCAUUUGCAGUUUGUUUUCGGACAUUUUUUAACAGUGGGGUCUCCUGAAACGAGGGGCCUUUUUUGGAUCUAUUGUUUGGAGCCUUGAGUCAUGGAACUGUGCUGAAGGGCUCCGGCCCUCUAAUGCAGGCCCUUCCUGGACCAAUUUCAAGCCAAAGAGCGCUGAUUAAGUGCCUGCUGUGCGUCGCCUCGUGGGAAGUGCGGCAGGCGGCAUCUUCCUGCCUCUGGGGAGCUCCUAGACUGCUGGGAAAACAAGCGGGACACAAGGAUGUCAAGCGCGCUCCACGGAGAUGGCCUGGAGCUCAUCCAGGGAGGGAAGGCAGUUGGGUCAAGGAAGGCGGCAGGAGGCGUCUUGUGGGGGUGGCCCUUAGCUGGGCUCCAGAGCGGUCUAGGGCCUGGAGACGGAGGUGGUUUGUCCUGGGGAAGGCAGGAAAAGGAGGCCCGAUGACUGGAAUCGAGGGUUACGGAGGCCGGCCGUGUGGGAGGGCUGGGGAGGAGCAAAGAGUUCUGGGAAACUGCCUGGAGUUCUGCCUGGAGGAGGAUGGGCUUCUGGCAGGGAGACCGGAAGGGAUCUUCCUGCCUCCUCGAGGGCUUCUGGGCGGAGCUUCCCUGGAUUGGCAGGCACCAGGGGGCCGGUCAUGCUUCUCGGUCUCGGUUCAGCCCCGUAGGAGCGGAAGGGAGGGCAGAGCCUUCCCUGGACGUCCUCUGAGUGUCUUUCCUGAUCUUUAUGGUCCACCCUUUGUCUCCUUCCCCGGGGCUGCCCCUCCCCUUAGGGAGCCUCCAGAGGUCCCUGUGUGGGUUCCGGACCCGCUCCGGUCCCUUCCCGUCCCAGCAGAGCCGGGCAAAGAUGGAGAGAGGAGGCUUGGAAUGAGAGAGACUAAUGCAAAGCUCAGGGAAGAGUCACAACAGCCAAGAUUCAUGAACGAUUAUCACUGUGAUUUCAAUCUGAGAGAAAUCUGUGUGUCUAAUUUCAAGAUUGAGAAAACACAAAAGGUUCACAGUGAAUUUGAUAAUGGAAAGAAUAUCAGGCGAUAUUCCAUCUUAAUUCAGCGUAAGAAAAUGAUCUCCAGCAAUGACACGUCUCAGGAUAGUAAGUAUAGGGAAUGCUUUACUGAACAAGUGGAAUUUGUUGAGUCUCAUGAGAAGCCUCCUGUAUUACAAACCUAUCAAUGUAAUAACUGUGAAAUGACUUUCAAUUUAAAAUCAGAACUAAUUACACAUCAGAAAAGUCAUGCUGGAGAAAUGCUUUAUACACAUAAUGCAGUUGAGGAGGCCUUCAGUCAUAAUUCAGAGCUCACUGACCACCAUAAAAUUCAAAAUGGAAAGAAACAUUAUGAAUAUAAUAACUAUGGUAAAGCCUUUAAGAAACAAUUAUCACUUAUACACCAUCAAAAAUUUCAUACUAGCACAAAGCUGCAUAAAUGUAUGCAAUGUGGGCAAGCCUUCAGGAGACAGUCAUCCCUUAUUUCCCAUCAGAAAAUUCAUACUAGAGAGACAUCUUAUGAUUAUCAUAAAUGCAUUAACACUUUCAGUGAAAAGUCAUCCCUUAUUGUAUGUGAAAGAAGCCUUACUGGAGAGAAACCUUAUGAAUGUGAACAAUGUGGAAAGACUUUCACACAGGGCUCCCACCUUGAUAUUCAUAAGAGAAUCCACACUGGAGAGAAACCUUAUGAAUGUAAUCAAUGUGGAAAGACUUUCAGAUUCAACUCCAAACUCACUCAACAUCAGAGAAUGCACACUGGAGAGAAACCUUAUGAGUGUAAUCAAUGUGGAAAGAGUUUCAAACAAAAGUACAGUCUUACUGCACAUCAAGGAAUCCACACUGGAGAAAAACCCUAUCAAUGUCACCAAUGUGGAAAAACUUUCAGAUGCAGUUCUAGUCUUGCUCAACAUCAAAGAAUCCACAGUGGAGAAAAACCUCAUGAAUGUAAUCAGUGUGGAAAGGCUUUCACAAACACAUCCCAUCUUGCUGUACAUCAGAGAAUCCACACUGGAGAGAAACCUUAUAAAUGUAAACAAUGUGGGAAGACUUUCACACAGAGCUCCCACCUUGAUAUUCAUACAAGAAUCCACUCUGGAGGGAAACCUUAUGAAUGUAAUCAAUGUGGAAAGACUUUCACCAACACAUCCAAUCUUGCUGUACAUCAGCGAAUCCACACUGGAGAAAAACCUUAUAAAUGUAAUCAGUGUGGAAAGGCUUUCACUCAGGGUGGCUAUCUUACUGAACAUCAGAGAAUCCACACUGGAGAAAAACCUUAUGAAUGUAAUCAGUGUGGAAAGACUUUCAGAUGCAAUUCUGGUCUUGCUAACCAUCAGAGAAUCCACACUGGAGCGAAACCUUAUGAAUGUAAUCAAUGUGGAAAGAGUUUCACACAUAAUUUCCAUCUUGCUUCACAUCAAAGAGUCCACACUGGAGAGAAACCUUAUGAAUGUAAUCAAUGUGGAAAGGCUUUCACAAAUACAUCCAAUCUUCAUAAACAUCAGAGAAUCCACACUGGAGAGAAACCUUAUGACUGUAAACAGUGUGGAAAGACUUUCAGAUGCAGAUCAAGUCUUGCUCAACAUCAGAGAAUCCACACUGGAGAGAAACCUUAUGAAUGUAUUCACUGUGGAAAGGCUUUCACAAAUACAUCCAAUCUUCAUAAACAUCAAAGAAUCCACACUGGAGAGAAAUCUUAAAAUGUAAUCAGUGUGGAAAAGCUUUCAGACAGCGCUCCAGUCUUUCUGAAUAUCAGAGAACAUACACUGGAGGGAAAAAACAAACUUAUAAAUGUAAUCAAUGUGAAAAGACUUUCAGAUGCAGAUCCAGUCUUGUUCCACAUCAGAGAAUCCACACUGGAGAGAGAUCCUAUGAAUGUGAUAACUGUUAAAAAACUUAGGGACUGCUCAUCUUUUGUAUAUCAGACAAUACACACCAGAGAGAAACCUUAUGAAUGUAAUCAGUGUUGUAAAAUCUUGAGGAAGCAGUCAUCACUUUAUUUUCCUUUAGGGAAUUAAUACCAGGUAGAAAUCUUAUCACAGUAAAGUGUGAGGGAAAGCAUUCAAAUCUAAUUUAGAGCUUAUUAGUCAUUAUGAGGACAAGAUGAAUAUGGACUCAAUGUGGGAAGUCCUUCCAUCAGAGAUCAUCUCUUACAUGACAUCAGAGGAUCCAUAGUGGAGAGAGAGCUUAGAAAUGUGCUCCUUGGGAACAUGCCUUUUGUUUGAAGUGAGAGGUACCUAGACAUCAGAACAGUGUGACAAGGAAAUCACUUUAAAAGACUGAUAUAUAUUAAUUUAAGGUCGCCAAGGAAUUCAGCUAUGUAAUUCCUAAAUGAAAACUCAAGUCAGCCAUCAGCCUUUUAUAGAGUUUAAUUACAAACAGGAGGAAGAAAGGAAUUAGAGAGAGAGAGAGAGAGAGAGAGAGAGAGAGAGAGAGAGAGAGAGAGAGAGAGAGAGAAGGGGAGAGAAGGGAAUAGGGCUUAAAUACCCCCUCUGUUUAGGCUGGGCCAAAAGGCCCAAGCCCUUAGAUAGCUGGGGCAAAGAAAGGAGAUCAGUCCCUAUUACUCACGUGACCAAAAUGGAGAAACAGUCUCCGGGGCCUCCACCUCCAGCUUCCUUCAGAGCAAGCUUCUCGGAGCACCUCUCCAACCACUCAGAGCCAAAACUCUCCAACCAACCACCCCAGUCCUCAGACCCCUCUAUCUUUAAGGAAACCAUCCAAGUUCCCUCCCCUCAGUUCUCACAUCUACCAAUCACUGUCCAUCAUUUUCCCUGUGCCAGUGGUGGCUCUAGCUUAACCCAGGACUGCCCAGAGGUCUGUGGCUUUGCACAUGUAUGUUGAAGGUCAUAUUCUCAAAUAAUUAAAUCUUGAUCUUUUGCUACAGCCCUUCCUAAAUCCUGUUACCCUGAGUAGGGUAGAGAUUGGAAUAAUUAAAUUUUGAUCUAUGCUGCAGCCCUUCCUAAAUCCUGUUAGGACUGAGUAGGGUGGAGAUUGCAAUUUCCAAGACCUGGUUCUGUCAUUCCAAGUAUCUCCAUUGUAUCAAUUCUAAAAUCAAUCAUGACUCAAAGAAAUUCCUGUUCUAUGCUUAAGCAUAGGUCAAAGCCCUUUCCAUUGUUCAGCAAAAGGUUUCUGUCCUAAAGUAAUCUUAAGAAGGGAGGGGGAGGAACCUCUCUUGUCAAUGGGGUUCACAUUCCAAUAGACUAUUAGUAAGAAAUUUUCCAAGUAUGAAAUUUCCCAAUGGUGAAAUUUCCAACAUUUAUAAGUCUAAGAAAUUUUAAGGUUUACAACAGUUACACUGUACAGAAGGCUUAAUAAAACCAUGAUUGUAGGAAAGCCUUGACAUAGAUUUAUUCUUGACUGUAAAUUGGAGAAGUUAGGGAUCUAAUUACCAAGUAAAGUCUUCUUCCAUCAGUACAGACUUAAUUAUAAAACCUAAAUUUCAUAUCUUGCACAAAGUCCUAUAAAAAUAAUGAAUUUUCUUCUGAAAUGCUAUUGUUUCUCACUACUCCUCAGUAACAUUCCAUAGCAUUCUUAUACUAUAACUUCAGCAGUCAUUCCACAAUUGAUUAAUAUACUUCCUUGUUUCUUAUUGUUUGAUGAAGCAAAAAAAUUCUAAUAUAAAUAUUUUGGUUAAUGUUAGGCAUUAUUUCUUUAGGCUAGUAGGUAUCACAGUGGAUAGUGUUGCUACUAGAGUCAGAAGACUUGAAUUCACAUUUAAGCUCUGACACUAGCUGUGUGAACCUGGGCAAGACAUUUCAUAUAUUACUGCUUCUCUUUUCCCUAUCUGUAGAAUGUGUAUACUAAGAACACCUACCUAUUAGGGUUAAUGUAAGGAUCAAAUGAGAUAUUCUCUGUAAAGUGCUUCACAAACAUUAAAUCACUUGAGGUAAAUGCUCACUAUUAUUACUUGGUCAUCGGUCUCAUAGCAGAGGCAGGAGUUUAAAGUUUUGGACAAUUUAGUCAUUUCUUAUCAUUGAAAUGGAUAUUCAAAACAGUGUUGAGGCAGGCAGCAUGUAUUAGGUCACUGAUUUUAGAGUCAGGAAGAGUUGGGUUCAUUCAAAUCCUGCCUCAAAUGCUCUCUGCUUAUGUAACUGGAUAAAGAAUAGCUUUUCUGUGCCUCGGUAUUCCUCUUCAAAUUGAGAUGGUUUGCUCUCCUUGAGUACAAACAGCCUCAAAAAGAAAUGCAAAAUGGACACACGAUCAGCAAAGCUUCUUGGAAGAGCUCUAGAAAGAGAUUUUAAAAAUCAAAUAAGAAUGGCAGAGGAAAAGUUGGGAAAAGCAAUUCAAGAGAAUUAUGGCAGGAGAAUAAAAAGCUUAGUAGAAGGCAUGCAAAAGAUGAAAAAAUUCCUUAAAAAUCAUAAUUGACUAGAUGGUAAAAUUGGCACAAAACUUCAUUAAAAAAUAACUCCUUCAAAAUUAGAAUUGAUCAAGUGGAAGCUAAUAAAUUUGUAAAGCAUCAAGAAACAAUAAGACAAAGUCAAAAAGGAAAAAAAAUAGGAACCUUCUUAUAGGCACGAUAGCUGAAAUCUUAAGGAAUCAGAACAUGUUAAAUGCUUUAGAAUCUUCUGUGGGAAGACGGUACAGGUAUCUGCUAAGACCUUUGUGAUCUUUAGGUUAGUGAGGCGUCUACUUGGAGGGCAUGGCUAUGUGUAUUGUGUUGAGAUGAUCCCAAAAGAAGACUGGAAUAGUGGGAAAGAUGGAUGUGCUAGGAAAGGGGAGACAGGAAAGGAAAAUGGGGGAAAUUACCUCAUUUUAAAGAGGUGUGCAAGGAAAUGGUUUUCCAAUGGAGGGAAUAUUUUGGUAAGAAGUGUAUACUUUAUGUGUAUAUGGAGGGGAGUGUGUGCAUAUGAGUAUGUACAGAAAUGAGAGAAGAAGGAGAGGAGGGGCCUUAAAAAGGGGUGGCAUUAAGAGUGUAGAUCCAGGGAGGUUAAUGUUAAUAAUCAGAAGCAAAAUAGAUUUCUGUGGAGGAAGAAUAGAAGAGAAUAAGCAGAGAGGAAAUGCCCUGUUAGCAGUUAUAAUUGUGAAUGUAAUGAAAUCACCUAGAAAAUGUAAGAGAAUAGCAGGACAGAUUAGAGAACAAAAUCCAGCAGUUUGCUGUUCAAGCAUGAAGACGCUCAUCAAGUUAAAGCAGGGGGCCGGAGCAGGAUCUAAUUCGCACCAGUUACAGUUAAAAUGACGAUCAUCAUCAAGUGAUCUCAGACAAAGCAACAUCAGAUAUAGCCCCAAGAGGGAGAUAAUCAGAGAAAGUACAUUUUGCUAACGGCUACCAUUGACAAUGAAUUAAUAAUAUCUGUACCAAACACAGAUGCACCAAAGAGCAGAGUGUCCAGAUUCCUAAAAGAAAAGUUAAAUGAGUUACAGGAGGAAAGAGGCAGGAAGACCAUACUAGUGAGGUCCUCCUUUUAGUCCUCUCUAACCCGGAGAAACCUGGUCUAAAACAAAUGAGAAACAAUUCAGGAAAUGAAUAGAGUUUUAGAGAAGUUAGAUAUGAUAGACUGCUGAAGAAGUUUGAAUGGGAAUAGAGUGGAGUAUUCCUAUUUCUCAGUUGUACAUGAAACCUUCACAUCAACUGACCAGGUAUUAGGGCUUAAAAAUCUCAUGACAAAUGAAAACAAGUAAAACUAGAAAAGGCACCUUUUAUUUUUAUCACAAUGCAAUAAAAAAUUCCAUUUACUAAAGGGCUUUGGAAGCAUGAAUUAAAAAUUAAUUGGAGGGAAGCUAGGUAGCACAGUAGAUAGACACUCGGUGUGGAGUUGGGAGGACCUGGGUUCAAAUCUGACCUCAGAUACUUUCUGAGUGUGUAACACUGGGCAAGUCACUUAUCCCCAAUUGUACACUCACUCUUCUGACUUAAAACUGCUACUAAGACAGAAGAUAAGGGUUUAAAAAAUUAACUGGAAACUAAAUUAUCCUAAAAACGUGUUGAUCAAGGAAUAAAUCAUAGAAACAAUAGUGAAAGAUGACAACAAGAAGAAAACAUCAAAAUUUGUCGGAUAUGGUCAAAGCAGUACUUGGGUGAAAUUGUUUAUCUCAGCAUGCUUACAUCAAUAAAAAAGAGAGAAACUGAUCAGUGAAUUGAGUGUGCAUACAACUACAGAAAACCCUAUAAAAACAACAAAUUUCAAAUCUCCAAUUAAACACCAAAUUAAAAAUCCUUAACAUCAAAGGAGAGAUCAACAAAUUUGAAAGUAAAAAGGCAUUGUGCUAAUAAAUAAAACAAAGUGCAUAUUAUUGACAAAUUUGACUUUAAAAGGAAAACCAAAUUACUCACAUCCAAAAUGAACAAGGUAUAGGUGCCAGCAGUGAAGAUGAAAUUAAAGCAUUAAUAAGAACCUGUCUUGCUAAACUAUCUGCCAGUUUACCUCACAGUCUAAAUUUGAUGAAUAUUUGUAAAAAAAAUCCUUUGCCCAGAGUAAUAGAAAAGGAAAUAAAGUAUUUAAGUAAUUCUACCUUAGGGAAGAUAAUUCUAAUUAAGACAUAGGUAAGAAGUCUAAAAGAAAACUCCUAGUGCCAGAUGGAUUUAUAAGCAAUGGCUAUCAACUAUUUAAAAAACAAAUCCAUCUAUUUGAAGAAAUCAGUAAAGAAGGAGCCCCAUCAAAUUCCUUCUAUGCCACGAUUAUGGUUUUGAUAAAUUCAAGAAAACUAUAGACCAACUUUCCUAGUUAAUAUUAAUGCAAAAACUUUUAAAUAAAACACUAGCAAAGAGAUUCCAACCAUAAAUGGAAAAGAUCAUGCAGUGUGACCAGACUGGAUUUUUCUCAGGAAUGCCAGGCUCAUUCAAUAUUAGGAAAACGAUCACUGGUCCUAUCAAUAAUAAAACAACAAAAAUCAAUGAUGCAGAAAAACUUCCCAGCAACCCAGUGAAAUCAUGAUUACACUAAUAAAUGCAGAAAAAGGUUUUGAGCAAAUAGCACUUAUUCCUAUUAAAAAUCAUGUAAAAGAGAAUAGCUGAAGAUUUUCUUAAAGUGAGAAGUAGAAUAUGUCUCCCACCAACAUGAAGUAUUACCUGUAACAGCCAUAAGCUAGAAGCUUCCCUGUAACACUAAGGGUGACACAAGGAAGGCCAGCAUCGCCAUUAGCCUGGAAUCUCAUACUGGAAACGCUAGAUGUGCCAAUGAAACAAAAGAAAUGGAAGGCGCAGGCCUGGGCAAUGAGGACAGCAAAGGAGGGCUUUGGGCAGGUGCCAGGAUGGCGAACUUGUGGAACUCUGUAGACACAACUAAGACACCAGCUCCAAAGACAACGUUAACAAAGCAGCAGGCUGUAAGGAAGCAGCUUCAGUCAGCUGGUAUUCGUUGCUUCAUGCCUCUUUCUGUUCCCUAAAUGUCGCCCCAUUUGAUGGUUGGCAUUUUAGUGAUAAGGUAGAAGUCAUAAUCCCAGGGAUUGACUGACUAACUGUGAGUGACAAUAAAUAAUGCACAACCAGA
Monodelphis domestica (gray short-tailed opossum) is the source of this 8491-nucleotide messenger RNA. The record is from RefSeq and is a predicted model, not a curated record. NCBI's taxonomy places the organism in Eukaryota, Metazoa, Chordata, Mammalia, Didelphimorphia, Didelphidae.